Adineta ricciae is the source of this 285-nucleotide messenger RNA. NCBI's taxonomy places the organism in Eukaryota, Metazoa, Rotifera, Eurotatoria, Adinetida, Adinetidae. The record is from the annotation of a GenBank genome assembly.
AUGGGUAGUAAUAUUUUCUCAGAGUUAACAUCAAUCAUGGGUGAUGCCGUGGCUCUUUCAAAUGAAAUUGGAAAAGGAGUAAAACGAACUGGAUCUGAUGAACCGCAAGGUCCUGUAAAAAAAAGUAUGGUUGAUUAUAAUCCAUCAAAAGAACCUGCACCAAUUUCCAUUCCAAAGCCAGUUGAUCAACCAAAAUUCAUCACUGCCAGUCAAAUGAUAUAUGAGAUUUCCGACGAAGAAUUACUUAAGAUGGCAGUCGAGUUCGAGAAAAAACAUCUUCAAUAA